AUGUUCGCAGACAUCAGCAAGCCGCCCAAGCCACUCCCCUCGGCCACCUUGCAGACUAUCCGGCCGGGCAUCAGCUUACUGGCUCCUCUGACACGCCGAGGCCAUGGCCCUGGUCUGAUUGUGCUGUCUGCCGAUUCGGACACCCCUGUUCACAUCGCCGAAGGCGUUCCCUCGCCACUGAUGAAGUGGUCCGAGGAAGGCUAUGCCGUUGUCGAGAUCCAAAGCCGAGCGCUGGGAGAAGGUGACGCCCUAGCCGAUGCUCUGGCGGCGUUGUCAAAGUGUGAACAGUGCCAGCCCAAGGAAAAGGUUGGCCUCGUCUCAUACGACGCGGGCGUCUGGAACAAGCUUGCAGCUGGUAUCGGAUCUCACAGCCAGAUCGUCGGCGCAGUUGUGUAUGGCUCCGCUGCUGAACAGGCGCAGCUCGCCUCUGCGUCCGUUCCGGUUCUGAUGCACCUCGGCGGUGCGACAACGGCUGGACCGCCGGAGCGGGGAGACCGCGUGACAAAGUACUCGUACACCCGGCCGGACGGGUUCGCCCUGCCGUUCCAGGAGAACUUCCACUACUCCACUGAAGCCGUGUCGCACACGCGCAGCCUCACGUUCCUCAAGCCCCUGGUCGGCGGCCCUUACUUUGACCUUGAGACCAUCUGGGACGAGCACACGUACUACGAGUUCGCCGACAGGUCGGUGGAGCAUACCAUGAGCACCAUGGUCCAGGAACCUUAUGUGAACCACGUUCCGACCAUGACGGGUGGGAUUGGACGGGAGAAGCUCACCGAGUUCUAUCGGGGACACUUCAUCUUCAACAAUUCGGCGGAUACCGACCUGGAGCUUAUCAGCCGAACCAUUGGGAUCGAUCGAGUUAUUGAUGAGUUCCUCUUCAAGUUCACCCACGACCUCGAGGUUGACUGGAUGCUGCCGGGCAUUCCGCCAACAGGACUGAGAGUCGAGGUGCCGUUCACCGCUGUUGUCAACAUCCGUGGAGAUCGUCUAUACCAUGAACAUAUCGGCUGGGACCAGGCCUCCGUUCUGCGGCAACUGGGCCUGUUGCCCGAGUACCUGCCCUUCCCCCACCCAGUCAAAGAUGCGGCUGGAAACGCCAGCACAAAGAAGUACGAGUAUCGGCUUCCAGUUGCGGGCAUCCAGACCGCCAACAAGCUGAGAGAGAGGAACUGGGGCCCGUCCAACGAGAUGUUUGCUUACAAGUUGAGAGAGAGCUCUGCCGAUCAGGGCUCUGGGAACGGCAGCCAUCUUGUCAGCCCUAUUCGAAUCGUUCAGCAAUACAAUCUUGAUCAAGACUUGCUUCACGGAUCACCAAAGAGUCAGGGCAUCUGA
Thyridium curvatum is the source of this 1335-nucleotide messenger RNA. RefSeq lists its product as uncharacterized. The transcript has 5 exons. Gene Ontology annotation, biological process: polyketide metabolic process. The record is from RefSeq and is a predicted model, not a curated record. The coding region runs from base 1 to 1335 and encodes 444 amino acids. Lineage: Eukaryota; Fungi; Ascomycota; Sordariomycetes; Thyridiales; Thyridiaceae.